This is a messenger RNA of Arachis ipaensis, 1421 nucleotides long. RefSeq lists its product as uncharacterized. The record is from RefSeq and is a predicted model, not a curated record. NCBI's taxonomy places the organism in Eukaryota, Viridiplantae, Streptophyta, Magnoliopsida, Fabales, Fabaceae.
UGCUAUUAUCAGCUUAUGUACUACACCAUGGCUUACAAAAAGGGAGGAAAAAUGACAGUGUAACGUGUUGCAUCACUAUUUCCUUCUUAUGGUAUUCGAGAACUCCUUUUAGUAUUGACCAAAGUGCAUAUCGAUAUUUGAGCUUUUGGUUUUGUUUAUUUGUUCUUAGAGUUUGAUGAUGGAGCAUUAUUAUAAAUCUCCCCCUAAGCAUUCUUCUUAAAUCUUAAUACUUCAAAGAAGUAAAAGGAAAAUGAAUUGUGUGUCUUAAAAUAUCAAAAAGGUUAUUACUUCUUCAUAUAUUACUAUAUUAGUAAUUGAGAGGAAAAACAAUUUAGAUAAAUUUAAAUAACAUAAGGUUUGGAUGUACUAUUUUAUGUUUGAUAAUAAUUGAUAAAAAAUAAAAUAAACAUAGUGAUUCUUAAGUACUUUUAGCUGUCAAUAAUGAUCAUUACAAGUUACAAUGUUGGUUCCCCGUGAUCGUUUCAUUACAAUAAAUUCACAUUGGUCUCAUCGAAGAACCAACAUAUUAUCCAUUACCCUUAAAACCAUAACGGAAGAAGAAAACUUUGCUGUAUUAUCAAUUGCAAUAAAACAAUAAUGGCCUCUUCUUUUGCUUCUGCGGCAUCAACCACUCCUUCAGCUAUUAUUUCUCCCAAUUACAUUUGCAAAUGCUCUUCAUCAUCUUCGUGUAUGCUCUCUUUCCACCUUUCUCAUAAAACCAUGUUACCAUUGUUCACCAAGGUACCACCACCUAGUCGGAUCGUAUUGCCUAGAGUUAAGGUCGAACCUGAUGAUGUUAGUAUCUUUCAUUGGCCCUCAAUUGAAAAUGCGCUUUCGGAGGCAUUAUAUCACCUCUUGAACAAGCUUUUGGGCUCCAUUUUUGUCUCCAAAAUUACAACGAUCGAUAGUUCCUCAAAUGCUACGGUUGAUAACAAAACCAUUUCAGAGGUAGCAAGGAGUGUAGACAAUGAUGCCAAGACAAGAUCAAGUGAAGGAGUUUUGGCAACUGAAGAAUCAAUCUCUAAUUUUAUAACUCAUGUUGCUAGCCUUGUCAAGUUGGUUGAUUCAAGACACAUUGUAGAAUUACAAUUGAAGAAGCUUGACUGUGAAGUAAUAAUAAGGAAACAGGAGGCUAUGCCUCAACCACAAGCUCCUACCGAGGUUGCCAUGUUGAAUUGCCACCACACACCUUCGCCACCACCGGUAGUGUGACCUAUCCCACAUGAUCCAACCUUCCUGGUGAAUCUAUGAUAGCACUAGAAUAGAUUUAUAACUAUCUAUCAAUGCAGAAGAUAGAUUAAUUGAUUCUUGAAAACCAAUUAUUGUAAAAAGUGAAACAACAGUAUCUUAGCUUCUCAUCCUCACGCAAACAUCAGAAUCUUACCAAAUUUAAGAGGAGUUUCCAAUGCACAUUCCUUGAA